This is a messenger RNA of Cheilinus undulatus (humphead wrasse), 2835 nucleotides long. RefSeq names its product peroxisomal biogenesis factor 16 (gene pex16). The transcript has 11 exons. The record is from RefSeq and is a predicted model, not a curated record. Gene Ontology annotation, biological process: peroxisome organization. Gene Ontology annotation, cellular component: peroxisomal membrane. Bases 115 to 1146 code for a protein of 343 amino acids. Lineage: Eukaryota; Metazoa; Chordata; Actinopteri; Labriformes; Labridae.
UACGCGGAAGUCUUCACUUUCAGAACACAGGUGCAAACAAACUUACUGGUCUUUUCUGAUAAAAGAGGCUAAAUGAAGCGUGUGUCUGUAACUUUAAUGUAAGUCUGAGCUGAAAUGUCUCACUUUAAAGAAUAUAUCGAUAAACUGAGCCGUUAUUAUGAGCGCUAUACUGAAUAUGUGAGGAGGAAUCCAGCUGCUACUGCACACCUGGAGAGCACCGUGAGGACGCUGUCAUACCUGAUAGCAGGUCGAUUCGCUGAUUCUCAUGAAAUUUCAGAACUAGUGUACUCUGCCUCCAACCUGCUGGUGCUAUUUAACGACAGUAUUCUACGUAAAGGACUGAGAUGUGCCUUCCCUGUGUCCCUCUCUCAGCAGAGACUCCUCACCUGGCUCUCCGUGUUGGAGUAUGUGGAGGUUUUCCUGGAGAUGGGAGCCUGUAAGCUGUGGGGGGAAGUUGGCCGCUGGCUCGUGAUAGCUCUCAUUCAGCUUUUUAAGGCAAUUUUCCGCAUCGUUCUUCUUCUGUGGUACAAGUCUGGCAUCCAGACUUCACCUCCCAUAAUCCCCCUGGACAGAGGAGCAGAUUUUGUCAGUGAAGAUGAAGCUGACAGAGAGCAGCAAAACGACACAUGCUUUGUGGGUCAGAGAUCAGGACGGGUCAUCAGGCCUCUGGGCAGUGCUCCCCCCCUGCAGGCCCGGCUGUGGGGAGAUCCGUCUCAGAGGAAGAGGAACGGCAGCUCAAACAGAGAGACGCUCAACAGCAGACCGACGCAGCUCGGGCUGCAGGAGACAAUUGCAGAGAGCAUUUACAUCGGACGGCCGCUUAUUCACUUGCUGUGUCUCGGCCUUUGUGGGAAACAGUCGUGGAAGCCGUGGCUCAUCUCUGGAGCCCUCGAACUAUCCAGCUUUGCAGUGCUUAAUGAAACAAAGUUUGAGAACCGAUGGGAGCGAGCCGAGAUGAGGAGGAGAACCUUUCUGUUGCUGUACUACCUUCUACGAUCACCUUUCUACGACAAAUACUCUGAGGAAAAGAUCCUGUUUCUGCUCCGACUUCUGGCCAAUCAUAUUCCAGGAAUUGGACUGAUUGCACGUCCUCUGAUGGAUUACCUCCCCAGCUGGCAGAAAAUCUACUUCUACAACUGGGGUUAAAAUCUGCUGAUCUGAUCUUAUGAACGAGGAUACGGAGGAAAAUGCAGCGUCAGAGCGGAGCACAGAGACCCUUUGAUUCCCUAAAAAAUCUGAUUAAAUGAGGUGGAAAUGAUGACAUCAAGGAUCUUCUUAAAGCCAAGUAUCCUGAUUGAUUUUGGAUUUUUCUGCAGCAAGAGAUUAAAAUGACUAUUUUGUCUAAUUUGCUUAUAUAAAUAUAUAUAUUUUUUUGUUUUAUCCUUGCAUCACACCAACAUGAUGCUGAAAAUAUUUUCCUCUUUUUUUUUUUUAAUUUUCCUCUUGUCAGAAGACUUCAUACUCUUAGAAUCUGUGAUGCACUGAAGAGUUUCUACAACAUGUCUGCAGGUUUCUAUGGCUCAUUUUAAGGCCUCAUUCCAGACCUUUGAAAGCCCACGCAGUGACGUGUAUGUCAGAGUCUGCAGCAUUUGAUUUUGGUAAAAUCAUGUGAGAUAAUGAACGUUCAAUUCUACCAGGAAAAACAGGAUUGUUGAGUGUUGAUGAUGCAGAUUAAAAGUCUUAAUUAGGAGAUAUUUAAACAAACUAGAACUGAGAUUAAAUGAAAAAUUAUGAAAAAAAGUCACAACUUUGAGAUCAGAAAUUCAAAUUCUGACAUAAAAUGUCUAAGUUGCGAAAAUACAAAGUAAAUAGAAUAAGAAAAUGUUCUGUUGUCACAGAAUUGUAAAUCAUGAUCACGAGCUAAAAAGUUAAAAAUCUGAGAUAAGAAAAUAAGAUAAGAAAUCAUAAUUAUGAGAUUAUUAUUAUCCUGUCUUCUCAUAAUUUUGACUUUUUAAAAUUCUUAUUAUAUUUCUACAAAUCAUUCCUAUGACAUAAAAAGUUAUUAGAUGUUGUACUGUCGUUUUUACUGGUCUCAUAACAUUUAUUUUACCUUCAUUUUGACUUUCUGUCUCACAGCUUGGACUUUUUUUUUUCUUAGAUAAUUAUGAUUAUCUCAUAAUUGAACUUGACUCCCUGCCCUGAUUGGUUACUGUUGUAACCAAAAAUCUUGUCAGCGGUCACCUUUCUAUUGAAACAAUUGAAAAUACCUCACUGUUUGACUAACUUUUAUCUGUAUUCGAUCAGAUUUUUUGAUAAACUUGUCCUCAGUGGAAGAAUAAAGGCACAGAAGGGUGUAUAAGGAUAAGCUGAAAAAUGUUCUAAAAUGGUUUAAUAUUAUAAAUGUCUGCUAGUGUUAGCAGUCCUGUGUUUGCUAACAGUCUCACCUGCUCAGAAAUCAGUGAUCAUUUCUGGAGCCAGGACUCUGAAACAUCCUCUAAAUGUCACCAACAGGGCUUCAGUACACUCAAAAACAUCAGACAUGGGAAAUAUUCUCCAUGAUUUUAACACAUUUUAGAUUUAUCUAGUGACCCUCACACACCCUACUGUAUCUUUGUCUUUAGACUUUCCCGUUCAUUUAUUUAAAUGUCAAUUAAAUAAAGUCAACUCAAACUUUUUGUUCAUUUGUUAAAAUGGUGAAGAACACAGCAAGUAGAGCAGGAGUGUCAAACUCAAUCACAGCAAGGGCUGGAUUCUAGAUUCAGGACUAACCAGGGUCACCUUUUUAACCAGAAACUGUCAACCAUGUUUCACUGGUAAUAAAAUAUGAAAAAAAAAAAAAAGGUCCAAACAUGAAGUUGCAAUUGAGAAAAUAAUGUUUUUAAAGGCAAAUAUAUU